Molecule: messenger RNA, 809 nt
Organism: Panicum virgatum (switchgrass)
Lineage: Eukaryota; Viridiplantae; Streptophyta; Magnoliopsida; Poales; Poaceae
Exons: 2
Coding region: 312-626 (104 amino acids)
Molecular function (GO): RNA-DNA hybrid ribonuclease activity; nucleic acid binding
Source: RefSeq, a predicted model, not a curated record
CCUGUCAUCUCCCUUGCUUUUAUAUAUCCUCAUGAAUGUAAUUAAAGUAGGCACCAUAAGCAAUAUUUAACCGUCUUCGAUGCUACCAAAUGAUGUUUUAGCUUAAUUCACUUUUACAGUAUAAUCAGUGCUCAUUUUCAGAAAUAUGAUUGCUCAAAACUGACUCAAUCUUAGGCAAUUAUUGACAGAAUACAUAGCAUGGGAUUAGUUUAAGUGAAUUAUCUCUGCUGUCAUGCUGAUAUCUGGGAUGCUCAUUUCAGAUGCCAUAGGCUGUUUCCCCUCUCCCUCGAUCCUGCAACCUGGACUCCUACAUGAAAGAGGCAUCUGGGGAAGCAGAAAUCGGAAUUGUCAUCCGUGACCUUCUGGUCAGUGUCAAGCUAACAACAUGGCAAACAUUGUUCGACGUUUCGAAUGCCGAGGAGAUGGAAGCUUUGGCAUGUAAAGAGGGCAUUGGCCUGGCUGCUGAAUGGUUCCAGGAGCCAGUUAUGGAACCAGACUGCACGGUUGUCGUCCAAUAUUUGAAGGAGGUUAAGGUCUUGAAGCCUGUAUGUCUCUCCAUCAUUCAGGAGGCUUCUCAUGCGGCUAGUAGAUUGCCAGGUUUUGAGUUGAAUCAUGUAAAGAGAUAAGAAUUCAGUAGCCGAUGAUCUUGCACAAAUGGCGAAGUGUCUGAACCACAGUGCUGUGUGGUGAGGCUGUUAUCCUGCCUGUACUAAGCAGCUGAUUGUGCUAAAAAAAAGGCAGCUGAUUGCUCUUGAUUGUAACAUUUCCAUGAGUAAUCAAUAAAAUCUCGAGUAUGUUUUAUGGUUCCC